AUGUUGAUUACUGGUCUUGUUCCUCGUAUCAUUAUUGGAUUGACUGGUAACACUUCAUUGAUGAAUUCUUUAGUUUUGUGUAAAAUUCGUACAAUGUUACAACCAGCAAGUGCCACAUUUUCAAUGAGUUGUGUUUGUUUCGCUGCUUUUGAUCGUUAUUUAUUUUCAUGUCUUGAUCUACGUCGUCAACGAUGGAUUACACUUCAACAAACUCGUUUAAUCAUUAUCAUCACAGUUAUACUAUGUCUUGUUAUAUUUUCACCAUAUCCCGUGUUUUAUACAACACCAACUUCAUCAUCUUGUUUAAUUGUUAAUUCAAUUUUUAUUUAUAUUCAACCAUUUUUAAGUUUGAUUUUCUACAAUUUAGCACCGGUGAUUAUUCUUAGCAUUAUCUGCACAUUAACUUGGCGAAAUUUAGGACAACAAAUGGUAUUUUAUUUAAGAGGACAUAAUCGUUGCUACGAUCAAAUCACUCGAUUGAUUAUUGCUCAGAUUAUUGUCAUUCUAAUUACAACUUUUCCUAUGGUAAUAUGGUUGAUUUAUAAGAUUGCAACACAAAACUUAUUCAAGAGCUCGUUUCGUCUUGCUCAAGAAGCCAUAAUCAACACUGUCUUUCUAUUACCUGCAUUUUGUCCAUACGCAAUCAUGUUCUACGUCUAUUUGUUUGUAUCACCCGUAUUUCGUCGAAAUGUAAAAUGUUUACUCUUGGGAAAACAUCGAAUUUCACCAGAAAAUCGAACAUAG
Rotaria sordida is the source of this 744-nucleotide messenger RNA. NCBI's taxonomy places the organism in Eukaryota, Metazoa, Rotifera, Eurotatoria, Philodinida, Philodinidae. The record is from the annotation of a GenBank genome assembly.